Colletotrichum phormii is the source of this 1740-nucleotide messenger RNA. Its product is annotated as HET domain-containing protein. The transcript is spliced from 2 exons. The coding region runs from base 1 to 1740 and encodes 579 amino acids. The record is from RefSeq and is a predicted model, not a curated record. Lineage: Eukaryota; Fungi; Ascomycota; Sordariomycetes; Glomerellales; Glomerellaceae.
AUGUGGCUCAUCGACACCGAGACUCUGAGGCUUCAUGCCUUCGUGCCUCCAGACCUCCCACCGUACGCCAUACUAUCUCACACCUGGGGACUCGGAGAGAGGACAUGCGAGCUCGCCAGGAGAAAUGGUCUGGGAUGGGCAUGGGUGGACACUUGCUGCAUCGACAAGUCCUCAAGUGCCGAGCUCUCAGAGGCGAUCAACUCAAUGUUCGAGUGGUACGAGCUCUCAGCCAUCUGCUUCGCCCAUCUUGCAGAUCUGCCCGUUGAGUCCCCCAUGCUGUGGAUGUCCGAGUCUGGCAUGUCUAAGCGUGCGUGUCGCUGGUUCGAACGUGGGUGGACCCUCCAAGAGCUCAUUGCGCCCAAGACGCUGGAGUUCUUUGACCGUGAAUGGAACUCGCGUGGUUUUAAGACCGAAAGCUCCGUCCUGCGUCAACUGUCUGCGAUGACCGGGAUACAGGGCAAGACUGCCCGAGUAAUGAAGAACAGCGCGGAAAUCACCGAGGUUUCCAUUGCGGAGAGAAUGUCUUGGGCGUCAAAAAGGCGGACAACCCGGGUCGAAGACAUGGCCCACUGCUUACUUGGUCUCUUCCGCGUCAAUAUGCCCUUGCUCUAUGGCGAGGGGUCGCGAGCUUUCAUGCGGCUUCAAGAGGAGAUUCUAAAGAACAGUACCGACAUGUCCCUCUUCUGCUGGACUGCGCCACAGGAAGCCUCCCAGUCGUACCGCGGAUUACUGGCCCGCCAUCCCUCGGAGUUUGCGUCAUGGUACCAUACAGAAUCCACCUCACGAAAGUCCAUCAGCUGGGCUAUGUGCGAGCAAGAGAAGGAGUUUUCCUCGACCAAUAAGGGAGUUCGCAUGGAUGUAACCUUGGCGAGUUUAUUUGUUCACGGCGUGAACAGAACGUGUCUGAAAUGCACACUGUUCCCAGAUGAUUACGUCGUCUUCAUACCGCUUCGAUACCACCGGGACAAUAUCUACGUCAGAGAGCUUCCUACCAUCAUCAUUUCUUCACACAUAACACGGCACGAGCAAGAAACCAUAUACAUCGCCAAGGACGUGGAUGAACGUAUGUCGACAAAUCUACAGGCUAAGGUAGCGGAGGUUUUGAGCAUCGACAGAUCCCUACUUCCGGCCAACUUCUCGUUGGAGGUAACCGAGACCUGGCCCAAGAACCUGUGGCUGCCACAGCGGCAGCGGUAUGCCCUGCCCGAAUCAAAACUAUUUUAUUGCAUCACAUCAUACAGCGUCUAUUUUGGGACUGUCGAGGUCGGCGACGUAUGUCUCAUCUGCCAGCGGCACUCUUCUGCCUUGCAGCCUUUGCGUUACGCCUUGAUUCCUUUGCAAGAAGCAACUGGCAGUGCUGGCAUUUUGUCGCAAAUUAGAGACCACGAUAUCAGUAACGCGAGGGCACAGCCUGUUGAGGCUCUCAGUCUGAUGGAGCAAUUCAUUAUUGAUGGUCGCCAGGCAGUAGAACUUUCGCAUGGAGACCUCAGUUUCUCACUUUUUGUCACGCGAUACUCUGAGACCGAGGAGAGUGCCAACACACUGUUUUUGAAGGUGACUUCUUCCCAGGACCUUCUCCAUCCAUUACCUAUCAAGAAAAGGAAGACAAUAUCGAUCGGUGAUAGUGAGGGACCUGGCCAUCGCCUCGAACGUGCUCCUCAGAUAGGAGGGGAUGGUGCCGUGGUGCAGCCACCGAACCCAUCCGAUAUCGCGGAAGCGGAGCGGGAAAACUCAACAUAA